AUGCUCACGCCGUACAUGAACUCUGUACCUGCCGUGAUCGCCAAGGCAUCCGCCAUCCACAACCCCAUAAUCUACGCCAUCACUCACCCAAAAUACAGGUAUGCGGGGGCUGGCUGUGAGUUAUAUGCAUUCUGCGGUGCUCUGUUUGGCAUCUGCUCUAUGAUCACACUCAUGAUUAUUGCAGUGGAUCGAUACAUUGUCAUCACUCGCCCUCUGGCUUCCAUUGGCGUUAUGUCACGCAAACGCGCCCUGGUCAUACUCGCCGCUGCGUGGCUUUACUCAAUGUGCUGGAGUCUGCCUCCUUUCUUCGGAUGGAGUGCAUAUGUUCCUGAAGGUCUGCUGACUUCAUGUUCGUGGGAUUACAUGACCUUCAGUCCAUCUGUACGCGCUUACACCAUGUUGCUCUUUAUCUUUGUGUUCUUCAUUCCCCUCUUUGUCAUCAUGUACUGCUACAUCUUCAUCUUCCGGGCCAUCCGUGAUACCAACAGAGCUGUGGGAAAAAUCAAUGGAGAAGGAGGAUCCAAAGACUCGAUCAAGAAAUUCCACCGGAUGAAGAAUGAAUGGAAGAUGGCAAAGAUAGCACUCAUAGUCAUCUUGUUGUAUGUCAUCUCCUGGUCUCCUUACUCAUGCGUGGCACUCACAGCUUUUGCAGGGUGA
Triplophysa rosa is the source of this 657-nucleotide messenger RNA. RefSeq names its product melanopsin-A-like. The transcript has 4 exons. Gene Ontology annotation, molecular function: G protein-coupled receptor activity. NCBI's taxonomy places the organism in Eukaryota, Metazoa, Chordata, Actinopteri, Cypriniformes, Nemacheilidae. The record is from RefSeq and is a predicted model, not a curated record. Gene Ontology annotation, biological process: G protein-coupled receptor signaling pathway. Bases 1 to 657 code for a protein of 218 amino acids. Gene Ontology annotation, cellular component: membrane.